This is a messenger RNA of Neurospora tetrasperma FGSC 2508, 1128 nucleotides long. RefSeq lists its product as uncharacterized. The record is from RefSeq and is a predicted model, not a curated record. Bases 1 to 1128 code for a protein of 375 amino acids. Gene Ontology annotation, cellular component: fungal-type cell wall. The transcript has 4 exons. Lineage: Eukaryota; Fungi; Ascomycota; Sordariomycetes; Sordariales; Sordariaceae.
AUGCCCACUAGCCUCGAUACUAUCAACAACAGCAUCUCCAUCAUUGACGGUUCUUCUUCGUCCAGUCUUCACGCUCGUUCCUUUCGCAACUCUGCCCCCUACGCGGACCCUCACGCCCAGGACCCCCUUCAGCUCGUCUCCUCCGACGACCUUUGUCAGAACAGAACCUUUGAGGAUGGCGACUACUACUGUUCCCGCGUCGACCAAGUCAUCUACACGAACGUCGCCCGCGACGGUGAAUACCGUCAAGUCGCCUACAUGAACGACGAGACCGGCGAGUGUCGUUUCGCCGCAGUUAACCACACUUUCUCAGGAGAACUCACCCCAUUCAACGAGCCGGUCGCUCUCAUCUUCCGUGGCCCCAUCCACCUCAAGCAACUCGGCAUCUACACCCCGGACGGAACCACCUACUCUCGCAUCGGCUACUACAACGCCGCCCAACAGACCACCAAGGGUAUUUCCUUCCUCGGCAACCGCGGCGGUGAAGGCUCAGGCGUAGUCAGCAAAACCUUUGGCGCUUCCCUUUCCUUUAUCAACCCCCACGCCACCGGCGGGGCCGCGUCUCCCCAGGUUCUCGCCAACGAGGUCAUCACGGGCGAAUUUGUCGUCAUGACGGACCAGGACUGCGAUGCUUCCUGCGGUUAUGUCCGUCCUGGUUCCGUGGCUAAGAAGGGAUUCCCCGGUACAUCCCGCAUAUUCCUGCUUGAAUUCUCCAUGCCUCACACCGGCGGAGCCGACAUGCCCGCCAUCUGGCUGGAGAACGCCCGCGUCCCGCUGACGCAACAAUACGGCGCUUGCUCAUGCUGGACUUCGGGGUGCGGCGAGUGGGACGUCUUUGAGAUUUUGCAUGCUGGGUACGAGCGCGCCGAGACGACGUUCCACUUGGAUCCGCCUGUUGGUGACGCGAAUUGGUUUCAGCGCCCUGUUGAUCAGAAUGCUCCGAUUAAAGUGGUAGCGGUGUGGUUCGAUCCGGUCGAUGGCGGUACGGCGAGCGUAAAGGUUCUGGGAAGGAGCGAUGGCGUGGAGUUCGGUGGGCAGUUGAGUGCGGGUGAGGUUGGUGAGGUGAAGAAAAGGAGUGACGGGGUGGUUAGCGAGACGAACUAUGCUGUUCGUCGUGGUCAGGCUUGA